AUGGCUUCAACCAAGAAGGUGGCUUCUGUUCGCUCUCGUGGUCGUGCUGCUCGCUCAAGGCCUUCUUCCGUGUCAAGUGCCGGCUCCAUUCGUUCUCGUUCGGGUCGUUCGCGCACUCCAGCUGCCCCAAGAGCUUCGAUCUUCAAUUACCUUCCCAAGCCUCAUCAUCAAGCCCUUCGCGAAGCCCUUCGAGCUCGCCGUAUUGAUGAGAAGGGACGUCAACGUCGCGUGGACAAGAAAUCGCUUCCUUCUGCUGCGGUCAACCAAAUGCCCUCAAGCCCUUCGGGAUCUCAGAGUUCCGGAAGUCUCUCGGAUUUUUCUGCAACCUCUCCAUCCUCCGCCGGUGGUCAAAGCUCUCGUUCGGCUUCAGUGAUGACGGCUGCAUCGGGUGGAUCUUCUCCUCUCGGCAAGCGCGCCGGUCACGCAUCACGUUCUCGCUCUCGUUCGCGUUCAACUCGUGGUCGCUCCGCAUCGGGCGCCUCCCGUUCCAACAAGAAGCGUGUGGCAAAGCGCGGACGCUCGACCUCGGGUCAACGAGCUGGUCGUGCCUUGAAGAGUGCUGGUUCCGGUCGUGGACGCUCCAGAUCGGCCUCAACUAGCCGUGCCGCCCGUUCUCGUUCUCGUUCCCGCAAGAACAUCAAAGCCAAGUCACCAAAAUCCGCGCCAAAGUCUGAGAAGAAGCGUCGCUUGGCCGCUGACUGC
This is a messenger RNA of Mesorhabditis belari, 702 nucleotides long. The record is from the annotation of a GenBank genome assembly. NCBI's taxonomy places the organism in Eukaryota, Metazoa, Nematoda, Chromadorea, Rhabditida, Rhabditidae.